This is a messenger RNA of Gilbertella persicaria, 996 nucleotides long. Its product is annotated as Metallo-dependent phosphatase-like protein. The coding region runs from base 5 to 931 and encodes 308 amino acids. Lineage: Eukaryota; Fungi; Mucoromycota; Mucoromycetes; Mucorales; Choanephoraceae. The record is from RefSeq and is a predicted model, not a curated record. The transcript is spliced from 2 exons. Gene Ontology annotation, molecular function: hydrolase activity.
CGAUAUGGUACAUUUGGCAGCACUUGUGUCUUUGGGCUGCACACUAUGGAGCCUAGUCAGUGCAAGUACAGAAGAUCGUCGUAUUAUUGCUUUAGGUGAUCUUCAUGGAGAUUUGCCUAAUACACUCGAGAUUCUCAAGUUUUCCAAGUUGAUUGAUGAAGAUCAUCAUUGGAUUGGUGGAGAUGCUAUCUUUGUUCAAACGGGUGAUGUGGUUGAUAGAGGAACAGAUACGAUUAAACUUUAUGAACUUAUCCAAAACUUACGUGAUGAAGCACCUCUUCAAGGUGGUCUUGUCAUUCCUUUACUCGGCAAUCACGAAAUCAUGAACUUGAUUGGUGAUUGGCGCUAUGUCUAUCCAGGCGAACCAGAGACAUUUGGUGGUAUUGAGGCACGCAAAAAAGCAUUUGAAGCAGAUGGUUUUAUUGGUGAAUAUCUGACUUUGUUAAACAUGACCACCAAAGUAGGUUCAACUGUGUUUUGUCAUGGUGGUAUUACACCUUAUUUUGGCAAGUUGGGUAUUGAAUGGAUCAAUGAUCAAACACAUCAAACAAUUGUACCUUUUAUGAAGUCCUUUGGACAUCAUGGAGACCCUUAUGGUAUUUAUGGUGUAGAGGGGCCUACAUGGUAUCGUGGAUAUGCUCUAGAUGAUGAAGAUACUGUGUGUGACUUGCUUGAUCAAGCAUUGGAUCUUAUGGAGGCGAAUCGUAUGGUUGUGGGGCAUACAGUACAACAUGAUGGUGCUAUUCAUACACGCUGUGGGGGUAAAGUGGUCUUGAUUGAUAUUGGUAUUUCAAGUGCUUAUGGUGGACAGAAAGGGGCAUUGGAAAUCCGUGGUAACGAAGCAGUAGCACUCUAUGCUGAUUACAAUGAAACACUGCCUACACCUCCACCUUACCAAAAGAAAUUUGUAGUUGCUCAUGAAGAGCUAUAAUAGAAAUAUAUAUGUAUAUGUAUAUGUAUAAAGAGUUUAUUAUUAAAGUGAUUAUCAUACGAAUC